Molecule: messenger RNA, 2925 nt
Organism: Folsomia candida
Lineage: Eukaryota; Metazoa; Arthropoda; Collembola; Entomobryomorpha; Isotomidae
Product: progestin and adipoQ receptor family member 3
Exons: 6
Coding region: 34-1008 (324 amino acids)
Cellular component (GO): membrane
Molecular function (GO): signaling receptor activity
Source: RefSeq, a predicted model, not a curated record
UCAUUCGUUGCCACGGCAACGUCCCCUGGCAAAAUGCCCCCCCAAAAUAAUAAUAAUAAUAAUGAAUUUGAAGAGUUUCCCUCCCCACCACGUGAGAAAAAUAUUGACAGGAGAAAAUUAAUUGGCACACCCCAUCCCGCCGUGGUUCCUUUUACGUCCGCUCCCCCUUAUUUAAAAUUUAAUCCGUACAUAACGAACGGAUACAGGAAAAAUGUGGACAGAUUUCAUAGCUGUGUGAAAAGUGCGUUUUCCUGGAAUAAUGAGACGAUCAAUAUAUGGACGCAUUUUGUGGGGUGGGCUGUAUUUUUUGGUUUAACGGUGGGGGAAUUGUUUAGUGGAGGGGGAGGAGCAGAGUGGGGGAUUAGGUUAAGUGUUUUAGUUUGUUUUCAGGCAUGCAUGUUGCUAUCGUCGUGUUAUCAUACGUUUUGUUGCUGCAGUGACAAAAGUUAUCAUCGUUGGUUACGAGCCGAUUUACUUGGGGUAUCGCUAAGUCUACUAGGAAUUUACCUUAGUGGAAUAUAUUUCGCGUAUAAAUGUGAUCAGUUCUGGCUCAAAUUUUACACCUUUACCGUCCUCGCAAUUUUGCUGAUCGCCUUAGCCGCUCAACUUAUCCCUGCCGACAGUGAGGGUGGUUUCCAGUGGAGAUUAUUUCUAUUCGGGGCGUGGGCUGCGUACGGGGUCAUUCCGACCGUUCAGUGGGUGUGGAUGAGGGGUAGUGGCGGCAAUUUCGAGUAUUUGGGGAAAUUGGUCCACUUUUUAGUAUUCAAUGGUAGUCAUGACGAUUUGGAUCAGGAGGUCAAGCACCUGCUUCCACGAAUUAUUACAAUGUAUCUCAUCUCUAGUUUGGCGUUUGGAUUUUAUGUUUCCAAAUUUCCUGAGCGACUGUAUCCAGGCAAAUUCAACUACAUCUUAAGCUCCCACAAUAUUUGGCACAUUUUAAUCUUCACCGCGUUAUACUAUUGGUAUCAAUUCGUCGUCAUGGAGACUGAUAUUUCCUGCUCAAUCUAAAAAUCGACCACGUCCUGGACCACCGCAGUUAUUAUCACAGCCUAAGAACUUAUCAAUGUCAAAUCCCCGGUCAAUUAAGCUCUGAUCGACACCCAGGGUCCCAAAAAUUUUAUCUUCUGCCCCCAACAAUCCUAAACUUAACCCCGUCCGAAAUUUGAUCGGAGGGAAAAAAUGUAUCCCCAAAAUUUCCGAGGUACAAAUGUAGCUUUUAUUCUUAAAAGUGGGCAAGUUUGAGAACGACAUUGUCCCCCGAGCACCAUAAUUAGCGAGGAGUUUUUGCAGAGGAGCGAUCAAUCCACCGAUUAAUUUAUUUAUGACUAAAUUACACUCUUUGUUGCCAUGGUUUCCAUUAUUUAUAUUUUUAUUUAAGUUUUUGUUGUCAAAUUCAAUUAAACUGAAGCACGGAUAAAAUUGAUUUUUUAGGUUAAAAUCCAAGUAAGGUAGUUUAGCAAAGGGCGAAAUUAACAAGAGUUGGCUCGGUAACGUGUCAAAGGUUGAGAGGAAACCGGAUUUUAUCUUAUUUUCUAUAAAUUUCGUAAUUGUUACAUUUUCCACUUUACACUUCUUCUUAAUGUCACUUAAGUCUAAUUGAAAUUCUUUAAUUGUUUUCUUAUUUUUUACUAAAUCACCGUGAAAUUCGUUAUACUCGGUUAAUAUAUUUUUUAACUGGGAACAGAAAUAGUGUGGCGUUAGAAGCAUAGUUUUUACCAAAUUUACCGGAAUGACCACACCCUCGAACGGGUUAAUAAAAUAAUCACAUUUAUUUUCAAGUAACGUGGAUAAAAAAUUAAUCCACGAAAUUCCAUCGCCGUAACAAUGAUGGAACAUGAAUAGUAAAUAGUCAUGGUGAUUAUUUUCCACAAAAUAAAUCCUCCAUUGUGGCUGGUCGCUAGGCAACCGGGUAUUUAUUAACAAUUCGGUAAAUUCCUUAAUAUCAAUAUUUUCCACUUUAAUUAAAUGAUUACUUAAAUUUAAUUCGUUAAUUUCUUCAUACACGUAAAAACCAUAUUUCUCUUUAAUGAUUAAUUUUAACUUGGAAAAAUUUUCAUUUUUAAUUGUCCUGGUUAAUUUGGUGUUAAAAUCACUAUAAAAACUGUCGCUCGUUUUGUUAAGUUUAAAUUUAAAUAUUAUAUUUGACGGGGAAAUAGAUUCAUUCGCCCAACAGGAAUCUAAUGGGGGCAAUAUUUUGAUAUGUUUUCCAAGGAGACAGGAUUUUAAAAUUAAUUUGUAAAUAUAACUUAGGAUAUAAGACAGCAGUAAAAAUAGGAAUAAUACGUAGGAAAAUAUGUAUAUUAUAAAUUUUAAAAUUGUUAUGUAAUUUCCUGGGUUACGUUUUUCUGGGAUCGUUAUUACUUCCAUGGUUACUGUCUAUGUAAGAAUAAGCGUCUCUUGGUGACCACCAGACACGAUCUGGUAUACAUAUUUAUUGGUAAAGUUAAACAAAGUAAAACGGCUCAUGCUUACAAAUAUGUGUAGCGUAGCCAUGGUUACUGUCUACGAAUGUUGGUAAUGAGACACCAUCAGGUAUGGGAACGUGCAUAUAUUACGUCAUCAAAAAGGUGGGUGGGUGAGUUUUGGUCACUUAUCCUACUCACGUUAAGCUUACCAUGAGUAGGAUAGGGAACGGGUGGGUGUUAUGGCCGUUUAUUUUAUAACUUAAUGUAUGCACGUUCCCUAGUCAUAUUUAUUAUCAAACUUGAACAAAAUAAAGCGACUUUUGCGUAUAGUGUAACGAAUGGCGAUGUGAUAGUAAGAGAGUAAGAUUGCGCAAUGCAUUUCAUGCAACUGUAAUUUUUAGGGUUAAUUAAGGAAAAUUACAUAAUUACACACGAUGAUCGAUGAUGACCUACUUCCUCUUUGUUAUAAAGUAAUAAAAAUAUGCAUUCAUUGAUUAAAUAAAUUGGAAAUAAGAGCCAA